This is a messenger RNA of Exophiala bonariae, 843 nucleotides long. RefSeq lists its product as uncharacterized. Gene Ontology annotation, molecular function: actin filament binding. The record is from RefSeq and is a predicted model, not a curated record. Lineage: Eukaryota; Fungi; Ascomycota; Eurotiomycetes; Chaetothyriales; Herpotrichiellaceae. The coding region runs from base 1 to 843 and encodes 280 amino acids. The transcript has a single exon. Gene Ontology annotation, cellular component: cytoskeleton.
AUGCCCGACGAUAUGAAUCUCCAAGCAGUCCUGCGGGAUCUCAUCUAUGCCAACCAUAUCCUUCACCAUCAUGGCGUGGUCGACGCUUACGGCCAUGUCUCAGUCCGUCAUCCGGACGACCCAUCCGUUUAUCUCAUGUGUGGCUAUAUGCCUCCAGCUCUGGUUGCAAGCCCCAACGAUCUAAUCUACUACAACGUUGCCGACUCCUCGACGGUUGAUCCAGACUCCCCGAAAGGCUACUCGGAGCGCUUCAUCCAUGGUGAACUGUUCAGACGCUUUCCCUCGGUCAACUGUGUCAUUCAUUCGCAUGCCGAGGAAGUGCUGCCCUAUGUAGUCACCGGCGUGAAAAUGAAAUCGGUCUAUCACAUGUCGGGCUUCCUCGGCAGCGAUGGCGUGCCAGUUUUCGAUAUCGACCCACUCUACCAGGAAGGUGACCAGCGGGAUAUGCUGGUGAAUAAUGCCCGGCUGGGAGAAGGAUUGGCUGCCAAAUUUGCUCGAGAACCUAAUGCCACUGAACCAGAUGAGACUGUGGUGUUGAUGAGAAGACAUGGUUUCUCAUGCGUGGGACGAGAUAUCGUAACGGCGGUGUAUCGUGCUAUCUAUACACGAAUCAACGCCGAGGCACAGACCAAGGCAAUGGCUAUUGCGAAGAACAAUCCGGACCCGCAUGGUCAAUUUGUGUUCGGAGAGGGUUUUGACGCCAUCACCAAGGAGCAGGAGAAGGGCACGAAGAUCAUGUGCGAAAAGUUUCAGGACAAGCCUUGGAGACUUUGGGUCAGGGAGGUUGAGAGGAACCCAUUGUAUGAGAAUACCUUGGGCCCGAAUCACCAGGCCUCGAGAUGA